AGACAAAGAAACCAUGAGAGCGAAAAGAGAAGAAGCUAUAGCAAAGACACAGACAAGAACUCAAGAGGCUAUUAAAUUAAGAGAAGAGGCAAAACGCGAGAAUGAGAAAGCAGCUGUGAGGGAAAUGAUGAAGAUUGAGGAAACAGAAAGAAGUCGGAUUGAGGGUCAAAAGCGAGCAGAACGUGAGAGAGCUGAUGCUGAUCUGGAGGCAUGGAAAGAAGAACAGCGGCGCUUGGCUGAGUUGGAGAAACAAAGGUUACUUGCAGAGAGGAUGGAGGAAGAAAAGAUAAAAAGAGGCAAAGAGAAGAGACACAGGAGAGUAUGUGGUGGUAACAUAUUCUAUGAGGCAGCCAACGAAAUGGGAGCUGCUCCCAAGAGGCUGUCUGGAAAGAUUGAAGUCAACUUCACAGAGCGUGUUUUUCCUACGCCUGUCAGAGAGUCAACUGCCCAGGCUGAAGAGGAGUGGCUGCAAAAACAAGCUGAAGCACGACAAGUCGCUCAGCUGGCAGACAGUGACCUGUCAGAAGAAGAGCGUAAUCCACAGUUUCUUAGGGACAAGGGAAACUCUUUUUUUGCCACUGGGAACUAUCAGGCAGCAGUCAACGCUUACACUCACGCCAUACGCUUGAACCCCAAGAUGUCAUCAUUGUACUCAAACAGAGCUGCAUGCCAUCUGAAGCUGAGAAAUUUCUUUAAAUGCAUAGAAGACUGUUCAAAGGCGCUGGACCUGCUGCAUCCCCCUGUCCCUCAGAACGCUCCCAGUCGCUGCAAAGCCCUCGUCCGACGCGGCACAGCCUUCUGCGAGCUGGAGAUGUAUGUGGAAGGUUUAGGAGAGUAUGAAGCAGCCUUGAAGAUAGAGCCCAACAACGAGGAGCUGAGGGCAGACGCCGAGAAGAUACGACAGCUUAUUCAGGGCAACACGGAAGCCUAGCACUUCUGCAACAAUCGAGUCCGAGAGAAUGAAAACGAAAAGAGAAGAACGAGUAUGUGGGCGAGUGUGAGAGAAACAAGACAAGAGAAAUAGGUGGAAGUGUUUAAAUUGUAAUGUAAUGAUGUUUUGUCAACAAUUGACUUCCCUCUCAGGUUUUUUAAGAGUUCGAAGCAACACCGCGACUGCUUCGUUUCUUUCAAUGAGUGAAAGACUGGUUGGAUUCAUUUGAUGCAUGGAUGAACACAUUAAAAGCUGAAUCUGUGUGUAAAAGAAAA
Molecule: messenger RNA, 1206 nt
Organism: Pomacea canaliculata
Lineage: Eukaryota; Metazoa; Mollusca; Gastropoda; Architaenioglossa; Ampullariidae
Product: dynein assembly factor 4, axonemal-like
Exons: 9
Coding region: 14-931 (305 amino acids)
Biological process (GO): cilium movement; outer dynein arm assembly; inner dynein arm assembly
Molecular function (GO): protein binding
Source: RefSeq, a predicted model, not a curated record